AUGUUUCUCACUUCUCCAAACCUGACGUCAGCGGCGAAAAUCCCCACACGAGGACAGGAACACGAGACACAGCACCAAAACACAGACACACCGAGACACCGAGACAGAGAUGAAGGACACGAUGAGCGCGGUGAGGAGCACAGUGAGGACGUCGUGGUGGGCGAGGACGUCGUGGUGGGCGAGGACGUCGUGGUGGGCGAGGACGUCGUGGUGGGCGAGGACGUCGUGGGUGGGCGAGGCGUCGUGGUGGGCGAGGACGUCGUGUGGGCGAGGACGUCGUUGUGGGUGAGGACGUCGUCGUGGGCCCAGACGUGCUGCUGUGUCGUCGUUCUGCUGCAAAUCUGUGGUUCUGGUGCUGUGGAUCCGGCCGUGGUGGUUCCGUCCGGGUCCAGAGCGGUCCUGCCCUGUCCCGGUCUGAAGAAGCAGAACUCGGACUGUGGACGGGUCUCCUGGGUCUUCAGAAGAACCCAGAACUCUACACAGACGGACCAGGACAGAGUGUUGGUCCGACAGGGUCAGCUGGACGGUUCCGGUCGGGUCCGUCUCCAUGGCGACUGUUCUCUGUGGGUUCUCCGGGCGUCUGUGGAGGACGUCGGGUUCUACUCGUGUCUUCACUCCACCUCGAAGCGACGCCUGCCGACCACGGUCCUGUCGCUCAUCAGAGCCGUCGGUCGUAAAGUUCUGGACUGUUCUCUGUCCACCCCGGACCCCGGCAGGUUCUCGCUCGUCUCCAAACCCAAACCCAAACCCCGGAGGCCACAGUCGACCUGGGGCAGAGUGACGACCUGGGGCAGAGUGACGGAGGCGGUGGCCGACAGUUCGUUUUGGUGCGACGUCCAAGACCGACUCACCGGAGGAAACUGGAACUUCAACUUCAACAACAAAGAUGAAGAACAGGAGGAGGUUUUGUCUUCAAACUCUCAGCGUCUCAAAGUUUCUUAUAAAACCACCGUCGUCGUCGUCAUCGUCCUCGCGAUUCUUCUGAUGAUUUAAAACUCCAGAGUCACACGGAGUCCAGGCUCUGAUGUUCUGAUGUUCUGAUGUUCUGAUGUUCUGAUGUUCUGAUGCUCUGAUGUUCCUCAUCUCAAACAGAGCUGGACUUUUGUUUGUUUGAGUAAAUCUUUAUUAUUUAUCUGUUUACAUCUGCAAAUCUCCAAACGCUCUGUUCCACCUUGUGAUGUCAUCAAGUUCUCAGCUCCUUUUCCCUUUGGUUCAGUCGAGUUUGGGUAAAUAAACUCCAGGACUGAACUGAUCCAGGUGAUUCAGGUGAAGGUGAAGUGUUUAAAAACACAGUGGAGCACUUCCUGUAUCACCACACGAUGACAUCACCAGGUGGAUCAGAGUGUUUUCAGUUGGACAGAAGUUGUAUUUAUGAAACAUCAUAUUUAUGUUCAUUAUUUAUUCAUAAUUAAAAAGAAACAUUUGUAAAAGUUCA
Messenger RNA from Boleophthalmus pectinirostris (great blue-spotted mudskipper), 1435 nucleotides. RefSeq lists its product as uncharacterized. The record is from RefSeq and is a predicted model, not a curated record. The transcript is spliced from 8 exons. Lineage: Eukaryota; Metazoa; Chordata; Actinopteri; Gobiiformes; Gobiidae. The coding region runs from base 1 to 993 and encodes 330 amino acids.